AUGGAUCUUGACUUAAAUCCAACAACAGCUGGCAACUCACUGAUGUAUCAAGCCAUCGAAGAAGACAAAUUGGAAGAUCUUAAAUUGUUAUUAGAAAAUGGAAUGGAUGUAAAUCAACCGAUAAUAACAACUGGAGAAUUUGCUGGAUUCACAGCAUUGCAUGUUGCAUGCAUGAAAAAUAGAGAUAAAUUGGUGGAGUUACUAGUUAAUGAUUAUAAAGCAGAUGUCAAUGCAAUGGCUGCUGACGGGACUCAACCCAUUCAUUUGGCUUGUUUUUAUCAACCACUAGGUGAAUUGGAAUCCUGGCCUUCAGACUCAAAAACAGCUCAUCAACUAAAUUUAUUGGUGAAAGCUAAUGUAAAUGUGGAUACCGUAUUUGGAGAGGAAAUUUUUUCAAAGCACUGCAAGGACAGAGAAUGGUGUUCCGAUUUUGGUGACAAAAUGCCACUAGUUGCAUGGUCUAUUAUUUAUGAUAGACCAGAAUUAAUUAAAUAUUUAAAAAGAGCCAACUUAGACAUUAUAAGCUGUACAAAUCAAACAUUGCUGAUGUGCGCUGCUGAAAAUGAAAAUAUUCUGUCAAGUAUUGAAGAUCCUGAAUUGAGGGAUAAGUUGAUAAACUACCGGGAUAACGAUGAUGUACCGCUAACUCAUUAUCCAUUCCAUCCUAAAAAAUAUGGAAAAUUUCGAUAUCAUAAAACUACGAUGUUCGCUGAAAAACAUAUCGGGUCGAAAUUCAUGUCUGAAAUAUUAUCACACUUGGGGACUGACCUGUAUGCACUUAUAAACAAUGACCCAGCGACAUUUCUGCCUAAUCUAGCAGCUUACAGAGGUUCUCCAGAGAUACUGGGGGAUGCUUUGCCUUUUUAUACUUCUAUGCCUUUAUCUAGGGUUUUAUACUACGUCACGCUUCCCAUAGAUGAAAAUUCUAAGUAUCUAGUGAAUGUCCGUUCAAACGAUGCGCGAAUUCGUUCUCUGAGGAAAAUCAAAAAAAAUCAAAUAGAUUGCAUACAAAUUGCUUUAAAAGAUCUGGACUUUAGGAGUGAAUUCAGAUUACCUGUUCCAGAAGAAGAAACAAAAUUGAUGAAAAUAUUAAUUGCCAGUGAUGAAAACUUCCGGAAGAUAGUAAAUGACUACAAAUUGUAUUUCAUUGAAAAAGAAUUACAGAACAGUUUUAUUGAAUUCGGUGAUUAUAAAAUGACAAUGUAUGAUUUUUUGAUGCAAGUUUAUGAUAAUAAAAAAUUAAAAAUUUUGGCUCGAGAAGAAAAUUUACUGGAUGCCCUAGAUAAAGUUUUCAAGGAGCGUUCUGAUGACUAUAAUUUCUAUGUGACCUAUUAUAAUCCAAUUAAAACCAGGAUAAAAAAGGCUAAGGAGAGAUUAAGACAUCUCGAAAAUUUGAAGAAAAUUUCAUCACUCAAAAAAGCUAUACCGUUACCGUAUGAACUGUUUAUAUAA
Molecule: messenger RNA, 1452 nt
Organism: Cotesia congregata
Lineage: Eukaryota; Metazoa; Arthropoda; Insecta; Hymenoptera; Braconidae
Source: the annotation of a GenBank genome assembly